Messenger RNA from Anopheles funestus (African malaria mosquito), 999 nucleotides. It is a transcript of the gene RpLP0-like, whose product is annotated as mRNA turnover protein 4 homolog. Gene Ontology annotation, molecular function: RNA binding. The record is from RefSeq and is a predicted model, not a curated record. Gene Ontology annotation, biological process: nuclear-transcribed mRNA catabolic process; rRNA processing; ribosomal large subunit assembly. Gene Ontology annotation, cellular component: preribosome, large subunit precursor; nucleolus. The transcript is spliced from 2 exons. Lineage: Eukaryota; Metazoa; Arthropoda; Insecta; Diptera; Culicidae. Bases 119 to 958 code for a protein of 279 amino acids.
UGGUCCAGCAGCUUGAACUGUCAAAGCUCACAUGUUAUCAAACGCUUCGUAAAUAUCAAAGCCUGAACACCACGUUUUUGAGCAUAAUUUCGUGUAAAGUUAAUAGUUACUAGUUGCGAUGCCGAAAUCAAAGCGAGAUAAGAAAGUGUCCCUCACGAAGACCGACAGGAAAGGUUUGUCCAACAAACAACAAAUUAUCGAGAAUAUACAACAAUGCCGGGAGCAGUACGACAACAUAUUUGUAUUUUCGGUACAAAAUAUGCGCAACAGUAUGCUCAAGGAUGUGCGAACAGAGUGGAAAAACUCACGGUUCUUUUUCGGCAAGAACCGUGUAAUGCAGUUAGGCUUAAAGUUGGUAAACGACGAUGAGAAUGAUGAACCCACAAAGCUGGAAAAGGGUUUGGAAAAUCUUCGAGACCAGAUGAUUGGACAGUGCGGGUUACUGUUCACGUCAGAAAGUAAGAAAACCGUGCUUGAAUGGUUCGACUCGUAUCAGGCCGAAGAUUUCGCCCGUAGUGGGUUCCGGGCGACAAAAACGGUCAAACUGAAGCCGGGUCCAUUGGAAGACUUUUCGCACGCAAUAGAGCCUCACCUACGGUCGCUAGGUAUGCCUACGAAACUGGACCGGGGAAUCGUGACCCUUUACAAAGAUUUCACAGUGUGUGAGAAGGGCAAGCUUCUUACCCCGGAACAGGCCAGAAUUCUGAAGCUGCUUCGCAAACCGAUGGCAACGUUCAAGAUAGUUAUUAACUGCUGCUACACGAAGAAGGACGGUUUCGAGGUGAUCAAUGAGAGAGAUCUUAAGGUGACGAAAAAGCCGACGAAGGCUGUUGUUUCCAAGAGUACGAAGAAAGCGGCAGAUGCCAUGAGUGAAGACGAGGACGACGAGGACGACGAGGAAGAAGAGGAUGGUGAAGCGAUGGAGCAGGACGACGAUGAAGAUGACGAGGAUGAGUAGAUGUGUUUAUGCCGUACAAAUAAAGUGAAUGUAUUCAACUA